AUGGCUACCCCGCAGAGCCCUACCCCUCAGAGCGAAGCUUUCGCCCAGGCCGCCGAGGACUCCAAGAAGCUCACCUCCAAGCCGAGCAACGAUGAUCUCCUCGAGAUCUAUGCUCUCUACAAAGUUGCUACUGGCGAGGACAUCUCGAACGCGUCCAAGCCCGGCAUGUUCGACCUGAAGGGCAAGGCCAAGUACAACGCCUGGCAGAAGGUGGUCGAUGAUGGCAUCACGGCCGAGGAGGCGAAGGAGAAGUACGUCGCCAAGCUCGAGGAGAUGAAGGUAACAUACGGCUUCGACGCGUCCAAGGAGCCCGAGGCCGUUGGCACUGCCGCUUAA
This is a messenger RNA of Lasiosphaeria miniovina, 336 nucleotides long. Its product is annotated as acyl CoA binding protein-domain-containing protein. Gene Ontology annotation, biological process: fatty acid metabolic process. The record is from RefSeq and is a predicted model, not a curated record. Lineage: Eukaryota; Fungi; Ascomycota; Sordariomycetes; Sordariales; Lasiosphaeriaceae. The transcript is spliced from 3 exons. Gene Ontology annotation, molecular function: fatty-acyl-CoA binding. The coding region runs from base 1 to 336 and encodes 111 amino acids.